Molecule: messenger RNA, 2852 nt
Organism: Phlebotomus argentipes
Lineage: Eukaryota; Metazoa; Arthropoda; Insecta; Diptera; Psychodidae
Gene: kar
Product: monocarboxylate transporter 10
Exons: 3
Coding region: 971-2629 (552 amino acids)
Biological process (GO): transmembrane transport
Molecular function (GO): monocarboxylic acid transmembrane transporter activity
Source: RefSeq, a predicted model, not a curated record
UUCCCAAUUUACCAUAUCUCUCGUGCUGCAUUCGACUGUGCCUUUGGUUUACAAAUGAUGUCACUCAUCAACACCUUGGCACAUUUCAGUAUAUAUAUUUUUCAAUUGAAAAUGUGUGGUAAAAGAAUAUUGUAUCCACUAUAUAGAAGAGAGAAUUUAUGUUGUUGACGCGCGAAUUCCACGGGAAGUGGUUACACUUCUUUUUCGUGCUCCACAACGCGCAUCUCUCACUCUCCCUAUUGAGAUCUCAUUCAAACACCGCACCGAUCGGAAAAUGUGUUGUGUGGCUUCGUGUUAAAUAACGCGUUUUACUUCAUAAGUCUGCGCGGGAAACGAAAUGCCGAGAGAAUCCCAAUAGCAACCAACAGGCGGCAGUUGAAUGUGUCUCUGGCUAGUUGUGCUCGAGAGUUUGGACAGUGUGGUUCACUUUGAGUGUUCGAGCAUUUAAUAUUCCGAGAAUAUCAUAUAUAGGGCCUCUCACAAAGUAAACUCAUUCAUUCAUAUGGAGUUUGUUGGUCUCUCAACAAGCUUUUUCUCGCACAGUGUUCUCGAACUCUUACAUUCUACGCCUUCGAAACUCUGUGUUCGGUGUAGAUGUGCGAAAAUCACUCUCUCGAGUAAAGCGAGUUACAAGAAUUUGACUAGAGUCUACUUACAUUGGGAGUGAAUUUUAUAUUGAAUAGAGAUUUUGAAAUUGGUGAAAGCAUUUAGUAAAACGUACACCAAUUUUUAGAUUAAAAUUGAUUUGUAUAUCUAGUAAUUCUGUGUUGCUUGACUAAAAUGAUACAGUGCUAUUCACCGAUAAGGUUUUAAUUAAUUGGUUCUUCACUUGAUAAUUGGACAAAGUCGCAGCCAGUGUUAAGCUAGAGAGAGCCUCAAUACAAUCAAAGAAUAAUAUCUCUUAAAGACACAUUCGUGUAGUAGGUAGUGUGUGUUUCUGGUUAAAAAAAAAAGCAAAGAGCCCGCCAGAAUGACUGAAGGGGAACUUCUGCAGGAGAAUGGCACGACUUUUGGGAACGGCGAAGUCAGACUUUCCAAUGGUUCCCUGGGCAACGACAAGCACAACAAGCAGGCGAAGGUGGUGGCUGCUGGUGCGUGUGGGUCGAGAGAUCGGCCGGUAUCGUUGGAGAUGAGAGAGCCUCCGGAUGGUGGAACACGUGCUUGGCUCAUCGUGAUCAGCUCUUUCUUCUGCAACGGCAUCAUCUUUGGCGUGAUUAAUACCUACAGUGUAAUUUACCUGCGUCUUCAAGAGGAGCUCAAAAUGCGAGGGGACCCCGAGGCAAGCAGUAAAUCCGCUCUCGUGGGAUCUCUUACAAUAGGCGCCACAUUCCUACUUUCUCCAGUGGCGGGAAUCCUCACGGAUAAGAUCGGACUCCGACAAACAGCAAUCUUGGGAGGCAUCCUCACUUCCAGCGGCCUCCUCUUUUCCUCUUUCGUCACUCACAACAUCAAUGCUUUGUACCUCACGUACGGAAUCAUGUAUGGCUUCGGUGCUGCUCUCACAUACACACCGUCCCUCUCAAUCCUUGGCCACUACUUCAGACGCUACCUAGGCAAGGUGAAUGGCUUUGUGACGGCGGGCUCUAGCGUCUUCACCGCUAUUAUGCCUUUCCUCAUCAACUGGCUUAUCACCUCGUACGGCCUCAGUACAGCGCUUCGCGUAGAAGCGGGUAUUUCGAGUCUAAUCAUCAUCUGUGCGCUCCUCUAUGCUCCAUUGGUUUCAAAACAGCCACAGCAGCAGAUGCGUACAGAUCAGUCACCCACAAGGAAGACAAUUCAGACUCUCGUAAACGUAGACAACUGGAAGAAGAAGCGCUACGUCAUCUGGGCACUCUCCAUCCCAGUGGCACUCUUUGGUUAUUUCGUGCCAUACGUUCACAUGUCCAAAUUCAUCACGGUUGCCUUCACUGGGAAAGAUAUCAAUUUGCCCGUUAUGUGCUUAGGCAUCGCAUCAGGUGUGGGACGUCUGACGUUCGGUGUCAUCGCCGAUUUGCCGAGAAUCAACAGGAUUCUGCUACAGCAGGUGUCCUUCUGCUUCAUCGGCGUUAUGACUAUGUUCCUGCCCAUCACGAGUACAUAUUCAUUAUUACUUCUGUUUGUUCUUGCAAUGGGACUCUUCGAUGGAUGUUUCAUCUCAUUAAUUGGGCCGAUCUCUUUUGAUAUAUGUGGUCCGAAAGGAGCUUCCCAGGCCAUUGGUUUCCUUCUCGGGCUGUGCUCUUUCCCGCUUACUCUGGGACCGCCCAUUGCAGGCAUGCUGUACGAUCACACUGGCUCUUACACACUGCCAUUUAUCUUGGCGGGGAUACCACCGCUGGUCGGUGCUACCACAAUGUUCCUUAUUCGGUGUGUAAAAGAUGAGGUUGUUGGAACGGAAAUGCACGACAAAGAUUCAGUUCAACAUCCUUUGGCAAAGAGUGCAUGGGACGAAGAACGACCGUUUGACGACAAGAAAUUCUGCAAUGGCCGAGUGCCACAUACAUUAGAGAGGAAGGCAUCACUCGCAAGUGCAGGUACUAAAACUCCCUUACUUUGUGGCGGCGAAUGUUCAAUUUAUGCUUCUGAUGAUUACACAUUACCAAGUAAUUCGUUUUAUGUUCAAAAGCGCCAAUAUAAAUAUUCUGUAUACUAAGCUUUAUUGCAAAAUCAUGCACGAUUUUUAUGCUGUGUAGCUCUUUUUGCUUAAAGAAAAAUCACACAACCACUGUGAUAUAGAAGCUUAAUAAAAAUCACUUUAUAUUAGCAAAAAUCGCUCUUUCAGUGCCAUUUAUACUUUAUUUUGGCAGAGAUUGCUUAUUGUUCUCUGUAGAUAGAUGUUGUUUCUACUGCAUUAACAGUAUGAUCAUUAAAAUUAU